This is a messenger RNA of Naegleria lovaniensis, 1653 nucleotides long. RefSeq lists its product as uncharacterized. The coding region runs from base 1 to 1653 and encodes 550 amino acids. Lineage: Eukaryota; Heterolobosea; Eutetramitea; Acrasida; Naegleriidae. The record is from RefSeq and is a predicted model, not a curated record. The transcript has a single exon. Gene Ontology annotation, molecular function: protein binding.
AUGACUCAACAAACAUCAUCGCCUACAACAAUCCGAGCCAUGCAUAAGAACAAGCCUUCAUCAUCGGUCAGUGCACAAUCAAAACUAUCGGCCUCACGAGUGUCGUCUAGCAUGUUUAGAAAAUCUCAAAACGAAAAAUCAACUUCGUCCCCAAAAAACGACAGUACUCCACGACAAGAUUAUGUGUCAGUUGAGUCGCUAAGGCUAAAACUCUCUCAAAAUUUAUUCAGCUCCGAAAAGAAGAAGAAAGAAGAGGAGGAAGCAGGGUAUUCGCUACUGAGGCAAAGUUUUGAGAAAAUUAAUGCCAUUUCGCCAAAUACUGCCCAAAACCUCCCAACACCCUCUCCGACACAUAAUCAUUCCACCCACUUUGCAACCUCAAAAUUAUUUCCAUUUUCAUCUUCCAAUAACAUAAAUACACUACCUUCUGGAUCAUCACAAAUAUCUCCCAUCCAACAAUUUGAUACAUUAAAGAAAUCAAUGCCAGAAUCAAAAACUGCACGAAGUAUCACCAAAGACGGAGUUUCGAUACCCUCACUGCAGCUUGGUAAAACUGCUAGGGAAGAAACAGAUACCUUCGUCAGGGGCUUCCAAUAUAUAGAGAGAUUAAAUAAGAGAGCAAAAUCAGCAGGUUAUUCCAGAUCGAACCUUUCUUCAUCUAGAACUACACACAAUUCUGGCUUUUUCAGUAGUCGUUCAAUUAAGUCAUCGAUACCCCAAGAAUCGAAAUUGUCAGCCGAAAAACUGUCACAAUGGGAGAAUUAUGAGAAUAAGCGUGAAGAAGAGGCUCAGCAUGAAGCAGUGAUUUCCUCUACAUUGGAGCCACUACGGCUUCAAUACGAUCCCAGUCAAAUUCGGAUGUCGCCUGUGUCCCUUGUAAAUUCUCAUGGUGGCAACAACUCAAAAAAGAACAUGAUAAAAGAUAUGAAGAUGAUGGCAGAAGCAUGCAGCCGAGCAGGACGACUGAAAAUGGAAGGGCUCAUUCACUACAAAAUUGCCAACAAAUAUGAAGAACUUGGCGAAGACCAAUCUGCCAUUCCACAUUAUGAAAGAUUUUUGGCAAUAAGCGAAGGGUUAAAAGAUGAGAUGGCCCAAUGUCUUGCUUUGAAUUGUCUGGGAGUGCUGUUUCAAAGAAUGGGAGGCACUGACAACCUAAAUUUUGCUCUUAAAUAUCACAUGAUGCAAUGGGACAUUUCUGAACCGCAAGCUCAGGUGGUCAGCAAUAUCAACAUGGGAAUUAUCUUUCAACAACUAGGUCAUUAUGAAAAUGCAACUGAUAAUUACAAAAUGGCGUAUCAACAAGCUCACAAAAUCGGGGACAAGCAAGGAGAAAGCAUAGCUCUUGCCAAUCUAGGGAUACUGGGUAAGGAGCAAGGUGACUUGGCCACAGCUCAAACGUGUAUGGAAAAGCAUUUAUCUCUAUCGGAAACGCUCAAUAACCCAGUGGGAGAGGGCGAGGCCUAUCAACAAUUGGGAAUUUUAGCGUCGAAAAAGGGAGAGGGAGAUUUGGCAGUCAAGAUGUUACACAAAGCCAGGAAUAUUGCGAUACAGUACGACAAGAAAAAAGCAGAUCAAAUUUCUUGCAACAUUGGUAUUAUAGAAGGAAAUACUCGGUUUGAAGAAUACAUGAAAUCCCUCGGUCAAUAUAAUUGA